Messenger RNA from Penicillium crustosum, 1524 nucleotides. RefSeq names its product amidase. NCBI's taxonomy places the organism in Eukaryota, Fungi, Ascomycota, Eurotiomycetes, Eurotiales, Aspergillaceae. The coding region runs from base 1 to 1524 and encodes 507 amino acids. The record is from RefSeq and is a predicted model, not a curated record. The transcript has 2 exons.
AUGGACUCUCCAGCGUGGCAAACAGAAGAGAUGACAAUCACCAAAUUCCAUGAACUACUCCGUAUAGACCCCUCCGUCGGUCCGGAGCUGGUGAACAAAUAUCUCUCCGCAAUCAAGCAACACGACGGGGCCCUCAAAUCCCUCAUCGUAAUAAACAGCGCAGCCCUAGAGACCGCUAUAGAAAAAGCCGCCGAAACACUCACAUUCAACCAAACCAACAAGUCAUAUCCACCAUUACACAGCGUGCCCAUAAUCCUAAAAGACAACUACAGCACAUCAGAUCUACCAACAAGCGCAGGCGUUCAAGCCCUCAAAAACCUACAAACAAAAGAAGACAGCGAAGUCGUCUCCAAGCUACGCGCCGCAGGAGCAAUAAUCCUAGCAAAAGCCAACCUCCACGAAUUCGCUUUACAAGGAAUAACCCUCUCCUCGCUCGGCGGACAAACGCUGAACCCAUACGACAAGACCCGCACACCAGGCGGAUCCUCCGGCGGGACAGGCGCAGCGCUAGCGGCGAAUUUCGGGCUCGCGGGGUGCGGGACAGACACAAUGAACUCGCUGCGAUCACCUGCGUCUGCGUGUGGGAUUGUGGGGUUCAGACCGUCCACGGGGAGGGUAUCCUGUGCUGGGAUUGUACCUGUUUCGCGGACGCAGGAUGUUGCUGGGCCGAUGGGGAGGAGUGUUGGGGAUGUGAGGAUUAUGUAUGAGGUUAUGAAGGGGCCGGAUGGGGGAGAGGUAGGGUCUUUGGAGGUGGUGCCUGAACGGAUACGGAGCGGUCGUCAAGUUCGAAUUGGAAUUUUAGAGGAUUAUUUCCAGCCUGAAGCUCAUGGAGAUGGAAGUGCGGAAUCGGAGUAUAUCGCUGAGAACCAGAUCGUGCAGGAUAUUAUCCGGUCGAGUUUGGAUUCGAUAUGUGAACAAGAUGUGAAUAUUACCUUGGUAUCUAUCGACCCAUCUAGUCACCCGGACUGGAGUUAUGGAGCCAUGUUUGCGAAGGGGGAUACACAGGCUUUUGAAUUCAAGCACUGUCUCGACGAAUUCCUGCAGUCGCCAUUUGUUUCGUCGACACCGCACCGAUCACUGAAAUCUAUUUCCCAGAGCGGCGAGAUUGAUCAACAAGCCAUGACGCAUGUUUUCUCUGCAGCGCUGGAAGAUCCCGAGACAUUUUCAUUGACGAGCGAGGCAUAUCGAAGUCGGCUAGAGUAUAUUUCUGCUCUCAAACAGUCUGUAAAGCAAUGUUUCGAUAGAUAUGAUAUCGACGUGCUGGUAUAUCCACACCAGAGACAGCUCCCUGUGAAGAUCGGCGCGAAGAUGCAGUUGGGGCGGAAUGGUGUUUUGGCUGCGUUGACGGGGAGGCCUGCUAUCUGCAUUCCCGCUGGGCGGAGCCCUACGACUGCGUCUGCUGUGCUUGGUGUUCCUGUUGGAUUGGAGCUAAUGGGUCGGCGUUGGGGGGAUGAUGAAUUGCUUGAUAUUGCAGAGCGGGCUGAGAGGAUUCUUAAGGGUAGAGCGGUACCUGCUCUAUAUUGA